UGUCCAUGGCAUCAACAAAUCUCUGUUGAAAGUUGAAACUUCUAAAAAUUAAUCUUGCUAAAAAAAAAUGGCAAACUCGAAUGUUCUCUCUCUAACUUUUCACUCUCCUCAAGAGAAGGAUCAGCUUGAUCAAAGUGUGAAAAGGAUCAAGAAUGUUAAUCUAAUCGCUACUACUCCAUCUAAAGAAGAGCAUAUGGCGGAAGCUGCAACCAAUCCCUUGUCCUAUAGAGAUAAACUGACCUACGAUGGCUCUUUCGAAAGUCCCAAUGAGGACCUUUCUUUUGAUGCCAUUCUUGAAUAUCUUGAUGAAGAAUUGGAUAUUGACGAUGAUCCAGAUGACCCAACGCCGAUAAUCCUCUUCUCUAAAGAGGAAAAAAGAUGCAUGCGCGAACCAUGGAAGAAUGCUCUUAUUGUGAAAACUUUUGGCAAGACAGUACACAAAGAUCUCAGUAAGGUUAUCAAUGGUGGCCCCUGGUUUGUUGGUAUAAACUACCUCACUAUCAGACCAUGGGAACCAAAUUUUAAGCCUGAAAGUGCCACUUUCUCACACACAAUGGUGUGGGCAAAGGUGUCGGGCCUUUCAGCAGAAUACUAUGACACAAUCUCUUUGCAACGUAUUGGCAAUGAAAUCGAAACUCUUCUCCGUGUAGAUGCCCAUACAGCACACCAUACAUGUGGACAAUAUGCUCAUGUGCCAUCUGCAACAGCUAGUGUCAUCAAUGUUGAUCUCCAAAACCAGGCAAACAUUAAUGAAGUUUCUGAAAUCAAUGUCACAGGAUGCCGCAAGCCGGAGGUUUUAACUUCUACAGAAAGGGUGGGAGGCAUCCAAGUUGCUAGUAACAACCAUGUCUCUAACUACACUGCUGAUUCUAGGCAUAUUCGGGAAAAUCAAUUUGAUGAAUUUGGUCCUUGGCUUAUUGUGGAGCGAAAAAAAGAAGAAAACCCAGAAACAGGUGUCGGAAUCUUCAUCGGAAGGAAAAAGCAAUGGGCCCAAGGCCCAAAGAGGGAUUCCAUAUCCACAAGUUUUGCACUCAAAGGGAAAGAUAUUGUGGGCUCAUCCAAGACAAUAAAUGAAGAUUUUGGCACAAAUGGGAAUGUGGGCCAAAGCAACAGUCCAACAAAGGCCAUUAUUCCAAUAGAGACUAUCUCUAGUCCAAUGACUGGGCCUUUUAGACCUUUUACCAAUGCUUCAACCAACCUAGAAGCUUCGUUGCUCACUAUUAAAGAAAUGAUUAAAAAUCUUGAAACAACUUCUAACUUUACUUUUGCAUCGUCUAAUUCCUCUACUCUCCCAAAAUCUUCUUCAGAGAUCAGAAAUGAGCGAUCCAGCAGUAGCUUUGCCAAUUCCUCAGCUCAGCCCCAACUUGAAAGUCCUACUAGUCAACAACAACAAUGUGAUUUCAAUGGAGGAAGCCUUAGAGCUGUCAUUGUCAAGGGAGGAAAAAAUACACUCGUUAUGGAAGGAGAGGGAUCUGUUCAAGGCUUGGCGCAGUCCUCUCCUAACUCUCAAAUCCAUAGAUCCUCGUCCUUUUCUAAGCUCAAUGCCAGCUUUGAAGGAAGAUUCGAUAGCUAUGAUGGAGACGAUCCAUGUUAUCAUCAAGCCCUCAAUCUUGUUGGGGACGGAGGAGAUGUAUCACGAAUGUCUGAUGCUUCCGUGUCACUUUCUGGAGGCCAUAAUGAUGUUGUUGCACAAGGAAACUCAGGAACCGAUGAUGCUAGGGAAGUUACGGCUGAAUGUGGAUAUCCUUGUAGCCAUGUAGUUGACUCAGAUGGUAGCGUUGGUAGUCUCUGGCUAUUGUGGGAUGAUAAUGAAGUGUGUGUCGAUGUCAUCACCUCAACUUUUCAAGCAAUCCACGCAAUUGUCCAGGUCAAAAAUUUUGGGGGUGCUCAUAUUAGUCAAUCUCGUGUUCGUGCUUAUACUGACUGUAUGAGUGACUGUAACCUCAUGGAUAUUGGGUACACAGGGGGUAGAAUUUGGAGUAGAACCACUUUUGACAAUAUAUUUGUUAAAAAGUGGAUUCUCAAUGCUAGACUUGAUGGCAUUCAUCGUUCUCUCUCACAGAAUCCUUCUAACUUUCUUACUACUUUAGAGAAGGAGCUUACCCUUGAAUAUGAGAAAGUCUUGAAAUUGGAGGAAGAUUUAUGGUUUAUGAAAUCCAAAUCUAAUUGGAUUGUCGAUGGGGACCGUAAUUCCAAAUUCUUCCAUUUAUCUACCAUUAAGCAUCGGAAUCAUAAUAGAAUCCACUGCCUUCAAACCUCAUAUGAGGAUUGGAUUUGUGAUCAGCAGGCUAUUGUUGAUCUUAUCAAGAAUCAUUUUAUGCAUCUUUUUACCUCUUUUCUUGAUUGCUUUUAUCAUGAUUCCUUCUCUAACCUGGGAGUUGGUAUCUUAGAAUCCUAUGACUUAAGCUUUCUGGACAACCCACUUACUAAUGAAGAGAUACAUAACGCCCUUUUCGGACUUAAGCCUUUCAAGGCUCUUGGGCCUAAUGGUCUUCAUCCUAGUUUCUUCCAAAAACUGUGGGAUUCAGUGAGGAGUAUUCUGUGUAGCGAUAUUCAUAACAUUUUCUCCUCGGCUUCUAUCCCUGCUCAAUGGAAUGAGUGUUUAAUUACUCUUAUUCCCAAAACUAAAGCUCUUGAAACAGUCCAACAGUUUCGUCUUAUUGGUCUCUGUAACACUACCUAUAAAAUUAUCUCCAAGAUUAUUGUAAAUAGAAUGAAACUUGCAUUGGAUGAUUUGAUAUCACCUUGUCAGGCUAGCUUUGUUCCUGGUAGAAAUGGUACUGAUAAUGUACUUAUCCUACAGGAACUUGUUCAUUCCUUUUCUAAGAGGAAAGGUCAGGUGGGUGAUAUGGUGGUUAAACUUGAUCUCGAAAGGCCUAUGAUAGGCUAGAAUGGAGCUUCAUUAGAAAAGCCUUAACUUUCUUCAAGUUCCGACUAAAAUUCAUAUCUCUUGUUAAGAGUUGUGUUUCCUCUUCUACUAUUUCAAUUUUGGUUAAUGGUAAUAAAACAGAUGCUUUUCU
Messenger RNA from Rubroshorea leprosula, 3020 nucleotides. Lineage: Eukaryota; Viridiplantae; Streptophyta; Magnoliopsida; Malvales; Dipterocarpaceae. The record is from the annotation of a GenBank genome assembly.